This is a messenger RNA of Coffea arabica (coffee), 684 nucleotides long. Its product is annotated as aldehyde dehydrogenase family 2 member B4, mitochondrial-like. The record is from RefSeq and is a predicted model, not a curated record. Gene Ontology annotation, molecular function: oxidoreductase activity, acting on the aldehyde or oxo group of donors, NAD or NADP as acceptor. Lineage: Eukaryota; Viridiplantae; Streptophyta; Magnoliopsida; Gentianales; Rubiaceae.
AUGGCUGAUUUUCGAGUUAUUGAUGCUGUGCAUUUCAUCUGGGCCAAAUCUGCUGUGCUGGCUCUCGACUCUCGUACAUUUGUUCAUGAACGUGUUUAUAAUGAGUUUGUGGAGAAAGCAAAGGCUAGUGCCUUGAGGCGUAUAGUUGGAGAUCCAUUCAAGAAAGGUGUUGAACAAGGCCCUCAUUUGUUGCCUAAUAAAACAUCGCAGAUCGAUUCUAAACAAUUUGAGAAGAUUCUUCAGUACGUAAGAUCUGGAAUUGAUGGUAAUGCUACCCUUGAGUGUGGAGGUGAAAGAGUUGGCUCCAAGGGCUAUUAUGUUCAACCAAAUGUUUUCUCCAAUGUUAAAGAUGAUAUGCUGAUAGCUAAGGAUGAAAUUUUUGGCCCAGUGCGGUCAAUCUUAAAAUUCAAGGACCUUGAUGAAGUGAUCAGAAGGGCAAAUGCAACAGAAUAUGGUCUGGCAGCAGGAGUUUUCGCAAAGAACAUCAACACAGCAAACACAUUAUCACGAGGAUUAAGGGCUGGAACAGUAUGGAUUAACUGCUAUAAUAUCUUUGAUGCUGCAAUUCCAUAUGGUGGCUAUAAGAUGAGCUGUCAUGGAAGAGAAAAAGGAAUUUAUAGCCUAAAGAACCAUUUGCAGGAGAAGGCCGUUGUUACUCCAUUGGAGAAUCCAGCUUGGUUGUAA